Loxodonta africana (African savanna elephant) is the source of this 1914-nucleotide messenger RNA. RefSeq names its product olfactory receptor 9G19-like. The record is from RefSeq and is a predicted model, not a curated record. Gene Ontology annotation, molecular function: olfactory receptor activity; odorant binding; G protein-coupled receptor activity. Bases 440 to 1375 code for a protein of 311 amino acids. Gene Ontology annotation, cellular component: membrane. Gene Ontology annotation, biological process: sensory perception of smell; G protein-coupled receptor signaling pathway. The transcript has a single exon. Lineage: Eukaryota; Metazoa; Chordata; Mammalia; Proboscidea; Elephantidae.
AGUUCAAUUAGCUCUUUUCUCAGGUUGUUAUUAUCCCAUCAUCUGCUUUUAUUUUUCUAAUAACAUUUAAUAUUAUCUACAAAUCUUUACAUUUUUUCUUUUAUUUUUAUCUGUCUCUUCCUAUAGAACAAAAUCUCCAUAAAAAUAAGGGACAACGCUGUGCCUAGAACAGCACCUGAGGCUCAAAAAUUUUAUUUUGAACAAAAUGAAUAGACCCCAGUAGCAUUAUGGCUGUACUGCUACAAAUGCAUUUUACUGAAAUGAAUAUGUUGAGACUCAGAGAACUCUCAUCAUUUUCUCAAGUCAGGAUUCCUGCUCAGAUCUCCUCAGUCUAAUACCUUUAGUCUUCACCACAUCACAUGUACCUGGUACACAGAAUGCCUUCAUUUGAUAUGUAUUGAAGAAAUUAAACUCCAUUUUAGGUGAGGUUCCUUUAGCCAUGGAGAGGGGCAAUCACACCGUGACUGAGUUCAUCCUGGUGGGCUUAACCACAGACCCUGUGAUGCAGUUGAUCCUAUUCAUGGUGUUUCUUGUCAUGUACUCUGUGACCCUGGUGGGAAACAACACGCUCAUAACAUUGAUUUGUAAUGACUCCCGGCUCCACACACCCAUGUAUUUUUUCAUUGGAAAUCUUUCAUUCCUGGAUCUCUGGUAUUCCUCUGUCUACACCCCAAAGAUCCUAGUGACCUGCAUCUCUGAGGACAAAAGCAUCUCCUUUGCCGGCUGUGUAGCUCAGUUCUUCUUCUCUGCUGGACUGGUAUAUAAUGAGUGUUACUUGUUGGCCACUAUGGCUUAUGACCGUUAUGUGGCCAUCUCCAACCCCUUACUUUAUGCUCAGGUCAUGCCAAAAAGAUUGUGCAUCUAUUUGGUUAUAUGUGCCUAUACUGGAGGUUUUGUCAAUGCAAUAAUACUCACCAGUAACACAUUCACAUUGGAUUUUUGUGGUGACGACGUCAUUGAUGAUUUUUUCUGUGAUGUCCCACCACUGGUGAAGUUGGCAUGUGAUGUGAAGGAGAGUUAUCAGGUAGUGCUAUACUUCCUCAUGGCCUCCAACGUCAUCAUCCCUAUUGUGCUCAUACUCGCCUCCUACCUCUUCAUCAUUGCUGCCAUCUUGAGGAUCCACUCCACCCAGGGUCGCCUCAAAGCGUUCUCUACCUGUUCCUCUCACUUGAUCUCUGUCACCUUAUACUAUGGCUCCAUUCUCUACAUUUACUCUCGCCCAAGCUCCAGCUAUUCCCUUGAGACGGACAAAAUGGUUUCUGUGUUUUAUACUGUGGUCUUCCCCAUGUUGAAUCCCGUGAUCUAUAGUCUGAGGAAUAAAGAUGUGAAAGAGGCUCUGAAAAAACUCCUCAGGUUAACACAACCAGAGGUGUAAAUUGACAUAAAUUUCUCAAAUCAGUGCUAAGUGAUAACGGAUUGCUUCAGGGCAUGGUUGGGGAGCUGGGAUUUAAAAAAAAAAAAAAAAAUCUCUUUUCUGCUUAAGGAAUUAAUUGAGAGAGAUUUAUUUCUUUGAUUUAGAUUUUUUUUUAGUGAUCAGACUCUAAUCUGUACUAUAAAAUAAACCCCCCCAAAAAAUGCUGCAAUCGAGUCAAAUUGAAUCAGACUCAUGGUGACCCCUUGUGUUGCAGAGUAGAACUGUGUUCCAUAUGUUUUCCAAUGACUAUGACAUUGGAAGUAGAGGUACCAGAGUGGAUCCUAACCUCCAAACUUAAGGUUACCAGCCAAGCACUUGGCCAUUUGUGCCACCCAGGGACCACUAUAGUUCCAGUUAAAUAUUAAGAUAUAUAUUUAAAAAAAGCAGAAUCUUGGUUUAAUGCAAAACAAACAAGAGAAUGUAUUAUUUCUGAGAUCCCAAAGGAUUAAUUUUUACAUGGCUAUCUCCCCUGAAAUUGGCUCAACUUUUCUGUUUCAUUA